ACGUCAAGCGAAUACUGCUGAAAUUUAUUAAUAAAAAAAAAUUGCCGGCAUUACAGAGAAAAUUAAUUAAAUUUAAGGACAAUAUAAGUGAUGUGGUGUUCAAUUUGUGCUACUAUGUGUCAAUAUUUCUUCUUUUAAUAUAAAGGCAUUCAGAGGGGCAACAUUCAAAACCCCUCAAAUCCAAUAUUCCAACCCUUAUCGCACGCAAUGGAUAUGGAAACAGACGGAUAUACUUCAGCCGUUUUAGCCGCGUCAUGGCCAAACCUGACUUACUUAGAGCCGCCUGCGGAACAGCCAGAAUAUCCCCAGCGACAGCGAGUGCCAGUACUGCCAUCGUCAUCAGAAACCUAAGCACUGUGGCGGACAUUUCCACUCGUGUAUUAACAGCGGUGGGAAAUUCAACGAUUAUCGCCAGCAGCACCGCCGCGUCCGAUAAUGCGUUUGAAAGCAAAAUUAUAAUUCCACUCUACGUCAUCAUUUUUAUGCUGUCGAUGGUUGGCAAUACAAUGGUGCUAUUCACCCUCUUCCAGAAUAAACGUAUGCGGACCGUUACGAAUGUAUAUUUAGUUAAUUUGGCAAUAUCUGAUCUUCUCCUUGGGGUGCUUUGCAUGCCGUUCACUCUCAUCGGUCAAGUGCUACGGAAUUUCAUCUUUGGCGCCAUCAUGUGCAAGCUGAUUCCUUACGCUCAAGCUGUAUCCGUAUCGGUGGCUGUAUGGACUCUAGUGGCAAUUUCCCUCGAGAGGUAUUUUGCGAUCUGCAGCCCGCUGAAAUCACGACGAUGGCAAACGCAGUUUCACGCAUAUAAAAUGAUCUGCUUUGUCUGGCUGGCCAGUCUGCUGUGGUCAUCACCAGUGCUUCUUGUUUCAACACUCACGUCAAUCAAAUCAAAAGGUACACAUAAAUGUCGAGAAGUGUGGCCGAGCAAAGCGAGCGAUCGUAUCUACAGCCUGUUUCUGGAGGCUAUAUUGUUAAUAAUUCCGCUCGUUAUCAUGACGCUUGCUUAUUCGCUAAUCAUUAGUAAGCUCUGGAAGGGACUGCAGAAGGAGAUUGAGCAUAACAACACUUUCCAACAAUUCGCACAGCCACAAACACAGGUAGAAAUGAAAUGCGUGACAAGUUCAACGGCGUUGAAACAAAAGGAAGCGCUCACGAACGGGGUGGUGACCACCACAAUAACGCCAACACUCUCGAAUGGCACGGCGAAUGCCUAUGGUGGGCGCAAUCGACUGCUACAGACGAAUGUUAAGCUAAUUGCUAGCAACAACAACAAAAAGUAUACAAAGUCGUGCGUGCCGACGGGAAAUGUACAAACGGACGUGAGCUUUGGAUCGUGGUUCCGGCGAGGCUUCAAAAAGGUUGCUUUCGGCAAGCACCGUACUUGCAUCCCGACAUACAACAAAACAAAGACAACAGUUGCACGUCAAAGUGAAUCAUUAUUAUACCCACCGCUGCCAACCACCCCUGGCAGUGCCCAUAGCGAGGCAUCCCCCAUGAUGCAACUGAUUGUCACUGAUAGCAACAGCAACGAGCAUAAUGACCAUGUCGACUCAAACACAACUUUGAGUCGUAUACCAAUACGUUCUAAUUAUAUGGACAAGAGUAUUGAAGCUAAGAAGAAGGUCAUCCGUAUGCUGUUCGUGAUCGUGCUGGAGUUUUUCAUCUGCUGGGCGCCGCUGCACAUCCUCAACACGUGGUAUUUGUACAAUCCAGCAGCCGUCUAUGAUCUGGUUGGGGCGACCGGCGUUUCGCUGGUGCAGCUUCUCGCAUUUGUCAGCAGCUGCUGCAACCCGAUCACGUACUGCUUCAUGAACAGGAAGUUUCGACAGAGUUUCCUCGCAAUGGUUUGCUCGCCCAGAUGUUGCCGUUAUUGUUGUAAGCCGAAUGAUUUGGGUCUCACACCGUCGAAAAGUGUACAGAUCAAUAAAGGCAAGUUAAAGAUUGUCCACAAUUCGGAUGGGUCUGUUAAUGAAUCAACCAUUUAUGCGGGACGAGCCAGCACCCUUGGACGUUCUGAAGUGAUGGUCCUAGAAGGCGAAGAACGUGUUUAGCAGCGGCUCGGAGUGCGGAGCCGUUGGUGGUUCCUCCUCGACGGCGAGCACGUCGCGCACAAUACAGGUGAUCUCCGUGGAUCCUGACGACGAUUCGUUUCGCUACCGGAUCUCGUGGAUUCGCGCAGUGACUGCUAACGGCGCCGGCUCUCCGGUGGGCACCACUGACGAUAGUCUCUACUCUUGAAACGCAUCCGCACUCGAAAAUAUCAUGCAGAAGAAUGAAGAUUAAACAAUUUCAACUACAAAAACGUUUAAUUUUGGGGACGUAGGGUACAAACUUUAAUAAAUGCAAUGCGCGUAACCCUGGGUUGAACUACAGCGAUAAAACUUUAUAAUUGUGCGUAGGGGGGUUGUGAUGAUUACAUUUGGAAUUCCAAAGGUAAGCGGACGGUUAAUGCGUGAGGUAAAUGUGUAAUAUCGUUGUAUUAUUUCUAUCGCUGAAAUAUUUUAAUUUCAAGAAUAUUUAACAUUGGAUGCUGCCAAAAAUGUAUCAUAUUUUAAAUAUCAGUGUGCAUUUUCAUUGCAAAUAAUUAAUUAUUACAUAAUUUACAAAAUAAUUGUUUCGUUCAUUUAUAAUAAACCAAAAUGAUUGAUCAGUUCAAUAGAUAAUUGGAUUAUAUAUAAUCUCAAGCAUAACGCUUCUAAUAAAUCAAUAAAUAACUUGGACUGACUGGAUUUAAUUAAUCAAACAAUUAUUUUGCUCAUUUUAAUUCACAUUCAAAUAACUGUAUAGAAAUCACAAUAAUAUUAAUAAAUGUUUGUUCUUACAGUUUAAUAAACGUCCAAAUCUGUAAAAUAUAAAUCUAUGAUUGAAUGUUAUCAAUAAUUAACUGAUUUAAAAAUGAUAAAAAAUUGUUGUAUAUAUAUAUAAAUAUUGUUAAAAUUAAAAUUAAAAUUAAACAAGACUGAGACACGCAGAAAUUAACUAAAUGUUGAAUUAUUGUAUAAAAUAGAUAAGAAAAAUUGCAAAAAUGCAUUAAUAACAAUAAAACAAGUUUUAAAUUGUUUAAAGGGCAUAUCAAUAUACAAAAUUAAUUUAAAUUUGAUACCUGUUUAAUUAGUCAUUAACGUUUAUUGACUAUAAUAUACUUUUUACAUUUUACAAGUUUACAAUCUAUUGAUAUUGAGAAUAAUACUUUUAAUAUUACAUUAGUUUUGUACAUGUAAAAUACAACCGCUUAUUGUCGACUUUCGAACGAAACAAAACAAAAUACAUGUAUGUUAUUAGUUUCAUAUCCAAUUUGUGGACUCACAUUUUAUGCUAUGAUUUAUUAACGUUGCUUAAUUAAUAUUUUAUAUCGAUAUUCGAAUACAUCUAUCAAAUACUGUAAUAUCACACACAAACAACUAUUUAUUACAAUUAUCCAACAAACAAGUAUUGUAUGCGAUGCGAAUUGUU
Dalotia coriaria is the source of this 3450-nucleotide messenger RNA. RefSeq names its product cholecystokinin receptor-like. The record is from RefSeq and is a predicted model, not a curated record. The coding region runs from base 255 to 2048 and encodes 597 amino acids. The transcript has 10 exons. Gene Ontology annotation, biological process: neuropeptide signaling pathway. Gene Ontology annotation, cellular component: plasma membrane. Gene Ontology annotation, molecular function: neuropeptide receptor activity; gastrin receptor activity. Lineage: Eukaryota; Metazoa; Arthropoda; Insecta; Coleoptera; Staphylinidae.